UACCCCGGCUGAGUCGGGAGCUAGAACUACACCUCCCAGGAAGCGCCCUGGGGUGUCGUCGGUUUGUUUCCGGAAACGGGGCCCCAGAAAGGUGGGACUUAGGGCUGGGAGCGGACGGCGGCAGCUCUCAAUUGGUCGGGGUCCCAGAUUGACGGUCGCCUUGACUAAUGGGAACAAGUGACUGCCGCAAGGGCCCGCCCACAGAAGGGGAACUAGAGGAGGUGGCGGCAGCGGCGGCGGUGGUGGCUGGACACUGGUCAGCGCGGAGGACUGUCCGCACGCGAAGCUUACCUUUGACCUCUCCCCGCCUGCCUCUGGCUUUGACUUGUGACCCUAGGCUCCUUGGGGCUCCUCUGACCCAGCUAGCCAGACCCCAGACCCAAACCAUGUUCCCGGUGAAGGUGAAAGUGGAGAAAUCAGAGUUGGAGAUGGCCAAGGCCCGGAACCAACUGGAUGCCGUUCUGCAGUGUCUGCUGGAGAAGAGUCACAUGGACAGGGAGCGUCUGGAUGAGGAAGCCGGAAAGACCCCCUCGGACACCCACAACAAGGAUUGCUCCAUCGCGGCCACCGGCAAACGGCCGUCUGCCCGCUUCCCCCACCAGCGGAGGAAGAAGAGGAGGGAGAUGGAUGACGGGCUGGCCGAGGGAGGCCCACAGCGAUCCAACACGUACGUGAUCAAGCUGUUUGACCGGAGCGUGGACUUGGCUCAGUUCAGUGAGAACACGCCACUGUACCCAAUCUGCCGGGCCUGGAUGCGCAACAGCCCCUCAGUGCGCGAGCGGGAACGCUCGCCCAGCUCGCCACUGCCCCCUCUGCCUGAGGAUGAGGAGGGUUCAGAGAUCAGUAACAGCAAGAGUCGUGAUGUGUACAAGCUGCCUCCGCCCACAGCCCCUGGGCCACCUGGAGAUGCAUGCAGAUCCCGAAUUCCAUCCCCACUGCAGCCCGAGACCCAGGGUACCCCCGAUGAUGAGCCCUCUGAGCCUGAGCCCUCCCCUUCCACACUCAUCUACCGCAACAUGCAGCGCUGGAAACGCAUCCGCCAGAGGUGGAAGGAGGCAUCUCAUCGGAACCAGCUUCGUUACUCAGAAAGCAUGAAGAUCCUACGGGAGAUGUACGAGAGACAGUGAUGUUCCCUUGUCCCCCCAAGCCCAAUAAACAUUCUCCUCCUCCACACUGGCCUCUGUUGCUUCAGCCCAUCCUUCCUGGCCCAGGCAUAAAGCAGCUGGCACAGCUUUAGCACAUUUAUUGGGGGAGUGGGCCUGGUUAGGAGUGAGGAGAUGGGGCAGCAGGGAAUUCAAGGAGGGAGAAAGAUUGUGGGGAAUCAGAGUGGCUACUUGGUUGGGUCUUGGAGAAGAAGGGGAGGUGCAUGGAAGGUGGAUUGCCUGGGAUAUGUGAUUGGAGAGUUGGGGGUCA
Messenger RNA from Ceratotherium simum simum (southern white rhinoceros), 1413 nucleotides. RefSeq names its product lin-37 DREAM MuvB core complex component (gene LIN37). Gene Ontology annotation, biological process: negative regulation of transcription by RNA polymerase II. Gene Ontology annotation, cellular component: transcription repressor complex; Myb complex. The record is from RefSeq and is a predicted model, not a curated record. NCBI's taxonomy places the organism in Eukaryota, Metazoa, Chordata, Mammalia, Perissodactyla, Rhinocerotidae.